Linum tenue is the source of this 156-nucleotide messenger RNA. The record is from the annotation of a GenBank genome assembly. NCBI's taxonomy places the organism in Eukaryota, Viridiplantae, Streptophyta, Magnoliopsida, Malpighiales, Linaceae.
AUGGUCAAGAUGGUCUCUAUCCGAAUGGCCUCGCCAUAUGGUGCUGGAGUUUUUGCUGGUGACCGUUCGAGACAACCUAGUGAAACCGAGCUGGCACUUGCAGAGCACCAGGGCAAGUAUAUGGCCACGAUUGCGAGGAGGCUCGCUCAUGGUUAA